AUGUGCCAAGGACAUCACCACCUCUUCCCCGGCAAGAAGGAGGACGAGCCACCCGUCGAGGCCCCCGCCCACGGCAGUGGCCCUGACGGCGCUCAUGCUGAGACCACCAAGCCCACAUUCGAUUUCUUGAAGGACCUCUUGCAUCGCGCUGAGCUCCAAUCUGCGGCCAUUGAUGCUAAGCUCCAUGAUGUGGCCAUUCGCGCUAUUCCCAUGCGUGAGAAGCCCGAGGCCAAUAAGGACCUGGAGGAUGCCCACAGGCACAAGAUAGAAGAGGAAUCAGCCACCUCAACUGCUGCUGCUGCGAAGCCUGAGGCCGAUAACAAGAAGGAGGAGAAGCACUGCAAGCACACCAACGUUCAUGUCGGGGCGGUGGCACUGCCACCAACAGAUUUGGAUCAAUAUCACUAA
Messenger RNA from Eucalyptus grandis, 408 nucleotides. RefSeq names its product abscisic stress-ripening protein 5-like. The transcript has 2 exons. Bases 1 to 408 code for a protein of 135 amino acids. Lineage: Eukaryota; Viridiplantae; Streptophyta; Magnoliopsida; Myrtales; Myrtaceae. The record is from RefSeq and is a predicted model, not a curated record.